Molecule: messenger RNA, 3493 nt
Organism: Fukomys damarensis (Damara mole-rat)
Lineage: Eukaryota; Metazoa; Chordata; Mammalia; Rodentia; Bathyergidae
Gene: Ikbkb
Product: inhibitor of nuclear factor kappa B kinase subunit beta
Exons: 21
Coding region: 135-2597 (820 amino acids)
Biological process (GO): tumor necrosis factor-mediated signaling pathway; positive regulation of transcription by RNA polymerase II; peptidyl-serine phosphorylation
Cellular component (GO): IkappaB kinase complex; cytoplasm
Molecular function (GO): ATP binding; protein binding; IkappaB kinase activity
Source: RefSeq, a predicted model, not a curated record
CGCGGGGCGGGGAGGCCUGGGGCGACGCUUCCGCUCUCUCCGAGGCCUGAGUUCUGACGUCCACCUGUGAGCCCCAGCUGUGUCCCUUCCUCUCCCCCUCUCUCGCGUUGGCCGUAGAGUCAGCGGGCGUCAGGAUGAGCUGGUCACCGUCCCUGCCGACGCAGACAUGUGGGGCCUGGGAAAUGAAAGAACGCCUAGGGACAGGGGGAUUCGGAAACGUCAUCCGCUGGCACAACCAGGAGACAGGUGAGCAGAUUGCUAUCAAGCAGUGCCGGCAGGAGCUCAGCCCUCGGAAUCGGGAGCGCUGGUGCCUGGAGAUCCAGAUCAUGAGAAGGCUGAACCACCCCAACGUGGUGGCCGCCCGCGAUGUCCCUGAGGGCAUGCAGAACUUGGCGCCCAAUGACUUGCCCCUGCUGGCCAUGGAGUACUGCCAAGGAGGAGACCUCCGGAAGUACUUGAACCAGUUUGAGAACUGCUGCGGCCUGCGGGAAGGAGCCACCCUCACCCUGCUAAGUGACAUUGCGUCUGCACUUAGAUACCUUCAUGAAAACAGAAUCAUCCAUCGGGAUCUAAAGCCAGAAAACAUCGUUCUGCAGCAAGGAGAGCAAAGAUUAAUACACAAAAUUAUUGACCUAGGAUAUGCCAAGGAACUGGAUCAGGGCAGUCUUUGUACUUCCUUUGUGGGGACCCUGCAGUACCUGGCCCCUGAGCUGCUGGAGCAGCAGAAGUACACAGUGACUGUGGACUACUGGAGCUUUGGCACCCUGGCCUUCGAGUGCAUCACUGGCUUCCGGCCUUUCCUCCCCAACUGGCAGCCGGUGCAGUGGCAUUCCAAAGUCCGGCAGAAGAGUGAGGUAGACAUCGUUGUCAGUGAAGACUUGAACGGAGCAGUGAAGUUCUCAAGCUCUUUACCUUACCCCAACAAUCUGAACAGUGUGCUGGCUGAACGACUGGAAAAGUGGCUGCAGCUGAUGCUCAUGUGGCACCCCCGGCAGAGGGGCACAGACUCCCAGUAUGGACCCAACGGCUGCUUCCGGGCGCUGGAUGACAUUUUAAACCUGAAGCUGGUUCAUGUCUUGAACAUGGUCACAGGCACUAUUCAUACCUAUCCUGUAAGAGAAGAUGAGAGUCUGCAGAGAUUAAAGGCCAGGAUCCAGGAGGACACAGGAAUCCCAGAGAAUGACCAGGAGCUGUUGCAGGAGGCAGGUCUGGCCUUGAUCCCAGACAAGCCUGCUACUCAGUGUAUUUCUGAUGGCAAGCCAAAUGAGGGCCGCACACUGGACAUGGAUCUUGUUUUCCUCUUUGACAACAGUAAAAUCGCCUAUGAGACUCAGAUCUCCCCACGACCCCAGCCCGAAAGUGUCAGUUGCAUCCUUCAGGAGCCCAAGAGGAACCUCCCCUUCUUCCAGCUGAGGAAAGUGUGGGGCCAGGUGUGGCACAGCGUCCAGGCCCUGAAGGAAGACUGCAACCGCCUGCAGCAGGGACAGCGAGCUGCCAUGUACUGGGCCCACAUUCUUGGCGUGGUUCAUUUAGGAUUGCUUGGUGGCUUUGGCUCUUGGGAGGUGGCUGAGGCAGGGACCAGAGGCAACUGUUUUGAGAGACGAAAGGAAGACACUGGUUUGGAUGGGCAGGAGGUGGGCGGAUGGGCCAACUGGAGGGAGGCCCCUUCUGCCUGCCAAGAGCCUAUGAGGAUGAAUCUCCUGCGGAAUAACAGCUGCCUCUCCAAGAUGAAGAAUUCCAUGGCCUCCAUGUCUCAGCAGCUCAAGGCCAAGUUGGAUUUCUUUAAAACCAGCAUCCAAAUUGACCUGGAAAAGUACAGUGAACAGACCGAGUUUGGGAUCACAUCAGAUAAACUGCUGCUGGCAUGGAAGGAAAUGGAACAGGCCAUGGAGCUGUGUGGGCGGGAGAACGAAGUGAAACAUCUGGUGGAGCGGAUGAUGGCCCUGCAGACUGACAUUGUGGACCUGCAGAGGAGCCCGAUGGGUCGCAAGCAGGGCGGCACCCUGGACGACCUAGAGGAGCAAGCGAGGGAGCUGUACAGGAGACUGAGGGAAAAGCCAAGAGACCAGCGAACAGAUGGUGACAGUCAGGAGAUGGUGCGGUUGCUACUUCAGGCCAUUCAGAGCUUCGAGAAGAAAGUGCGAGUGAUUUACACACAGCUGAGCAAAACUGUGGUUUGCAAGCAGAAGGCGCUGGAGCUGCUGCCCAAGGUGGAAGAGGUUGUGAGUCUGAUGAAUGAGGAUGAGAAGACUGUCGUCCAGCUCCAGGAGAAACGGCAGAAGGAGCUCUGGAACCUGCUGAAGAUCGCGUGUAGCAAGGUCCGUGGUCCUGUUAGCGGAAGCCCAGACAGCAUGAACUCGUCUCGACUCAGUCACUCUGGGCAGCUGAUGUCCCAGCCUUCCACUGCCUCUGACAGCUUACCUGAGCCAGCCAAGAAAAGUGAAGAGCUUGUGGCUGAAGCCCACUCUCUCUGCUUCCGGCUGGAAAGUGCCAUGCAGGACACCAUGAAGGAGCAAGACAGAAGCCUCAUGGCUCUGGACUGGAGUUGGUUACACACAGAAGAUGAGGAACAGAGUGGCCUGGAGCCGGCCUCGUGACUGGGGGUUCCACACUUAGCCUGGGUCUCCCACAGUGGCUCCUGCUGCAGUGAUGUCCCGGCGCUCUCUAGCAGCUGGACGGAAGUCUUACUUCCCCACAGCUGUGACAUUCGCCCUGGCCUAGAGCGCGGCCCUCUACAGGCAGUGCUGGCACUUUGUACGCACACUGAAAGGCCAUUGUGGCCCAGUGUGUGGCAGUGCCAAUCCCAAGUGAUCGGGAAAACAGAGCCUCCACAGCUGCUUCCUCUGCUCUGCGUAAAGAGCUCUGUGUGUGGUUUGUCACAUGGACUGCCAGACAGAAAUCUGCCUGGAAUGUUUCGGGACAGAGCUGAGAUGGCACCUGGUGCCUGCCUGUCCUCUCCUGUCUCCUCCCUGCUUCCGGAGAGGCCCUGACCUGUCUGCCUCACUCAUCUUAGAGCCGGGGUUUCAUCUGGAUUCAGCUUCUGUUCGACAGAUACUUUAAUCACAGAUGUGGCCCGGCCACAUCCUCUCUUCUCCUUCACUGCACUGCUGCUAAAGUUUCCCUUUUACCUACCGUGUCGGUGGUCAUCCUCUCGGCAGAGUUGGAGAGCGGUGCCGACGUCCCGCUGUCUUCAUGCGCUCUGCCUGACUGACUCCCUAGAGCCAGCCUUGGCUCACCUGGUGUCGGUUGUCACUCAGAAGAAGGGAAGAAGCAAAGGGUGCCUGCUGGCCCCCAGGCUGGGCACCUGCCCACCUCUGCCUGGGCGGGAUGGGUGUGUUCCUGCCUUUCACAUCACCAGCAAUAUUAUUAAAUUGCCUAUUUUUAUAAAUAGUUUCUAUAUAUUUUUAAGACGAGUCAACUGUUAAUCGGGAGUCCCACAGUCCACUUUUACAACAGCUAUGGUUAGGGCUCCUGAACUCGAAAUUCAACAAAA